AUGUCUACAGUCAAUGCAGGGGCUGAAGCACCUUGCAAUGUACCCACAGUACACAGAAUGACCCAUUACAAACUGAAGAAAUUACACAAGCCUAGGGGGCCUGGUAAUGGUGAUAAAAAACAGUCAUGCUGGGGUUGUGGUGGUAAAUGGCCUCAUGACAAAAAGGAGAAAUGUCCAGCUUGGGGAAAAGAAUGCAGAAAAUGUCAUAAGCAGAAUCAUUUUGCUAAAUAUUGCAAGUCACAAGGGAGAACAGAAAAUAAUUUUAUUUCUACUGAACCAACCACAGUCUACUCAUAUGGGCAGGAAACAUAUAACGUUGACCUGUAUAGAACUGCAUCAAGUAUUUCCAAAACACAGCCAUAUAGAUACAACCUUCAACUGAAUGGGGUACCGACAACCAUGGAAAUUGAUACGGGGGCAGCAGUAAGUUUGAUAAGUGAGCAGCAGUUUAAGAAACUGAAAGUUGGUCAGCAAGCAUUACAACUACACACUGAGGGACUACCCAGAUUGAGAACAUAUGCAGGAAAUUGCAUUAACCCCUUAGGUCAGACAGAACUGGAGGCACGUGAAGCAGAUACCAUACAUAAAUUAAAAGUAUUGGUUGUACCAGGUAAUGGUCCAAACUUGAUAGGCAGAGACUGGUUAGAAAUAAUCAAACUAGACUGGCCACAAGUUUUUCAUCUUGAUGGAGAGUCAUGGAUUAGUAAACAUCCAAAAUUGUUCGAACCAGGAUUGGGAACCCUGAAAGACACUACCAUCAAGCUGCAUGUUAAUCCUGAGAUAACACCGAGAUAUAUGAAAGCACGUACUGUACCAUUUGCCCUCCGAGAUAAAGUAGAUAAAGAGAUUGAUCGCUUAGAAAAGGAAGGAGUCAUUAGACCCGUAUCUUACUCAGAUUGGGCUUCACCAGUUGUAUCGGUACUUAAAGCAACAGGUGAUGUUCGCAUAUGUGGUGACUACAAACAAACUUUAAACAAAGCCUUAUGUGUUGACAGAUACCCAAUACCCAAUGUUGAAGAUUUGUAUGCAAAGCUUGCUGGGGGUAAAUUCUUCACUAAGUUAGAUUUGAGUCAUGCUUAUCAGCAAUUGCUAUUAGAUGAGGAGUCACAGAACUUGACAGCCAUCAAUACUAACAAAGGUAUAUAUGCAUACACACGUUUACCCUACGGUAUAUCAGCAGCACCAGGUAUUUUCCAGAGAACCAUGGAACAGACAGUCCAAGGCAUAUCAAUGACAGCAGUUUAUAUCGAUGAUAUACUGGUUUCUGGACUUACCGAAAAAGAGCAUGAAGAGAAUUUAGAUGAAUUUUUGGAUCGCUUAGACAAAGCUGGACUCAAACUAAAACGAGACAAGUGUGUGUUUAAGAAACCAUCAGUCACUUACCUAGGACAUUGCAUUGAUGCUACUGGUAUUCGUCCUACAGAAGAAAAGGUGGCAGUCAUACAGAAAGCUCCAGCGCCUCAGAACAGAGAAGAGCUUAAAAGUUAUUUAGGUCUCUUAAAUUACUAUCAUAGGUUCUUGAAGAAUCUUAGCACUGUUUUGGCACCACUGUAUCAACUUGGACAACAGAACACCAAGUGGCAGUGGGGGAAAAGUCAGCAGGAAGCAUUCAGCAAAUCAAAGGAACUAUUACAGUCGUCUCAACUGUUAGUACACUAUGAUAGUGGUUUGAAACUAACCUUGGAUUGUGAUGCUUCUCCAUAUGGCAUUGGAGCAGUACUUUCCCAUAGAAUGCCAAAUGGAAUGGAACAGCCCAUAGCUUUUGCCUCUCGCACACUAGCACCUGCAGAGAAGCGAUAUGCCCAGAUAGAACGUGAAGGACUAGCAAUUGUGUUUGGUGUUACCAAAUUUCAUAAGUACCUAUAUGGGCGUGAAUUUAGCAUCAAAACAGAUCAUAAGCCAUUACUUGGUCUGUUAAAGCAAGAUAAAGCUAUAUCACAGUUGGCAAGUGCCAGAAUUCAGCGAUGGGCACUUACACUAGCCAAUUAUCAAUACCAGUUAGAGUAUAAACCAGGAUCUAAUAUGGGAAAUGCAGAUGGAUUAAGUCGCUUACCCAUAAAGGAACAACCAGGCAGUGUACCUGUCCCUGAAGAGGUGGUUCUUACAUUAUCAACACUAGAUGGAUCACCAGUAACGGCUGAGCUUGUAGCAAACUGGACAGCAAGAGAUCCAGUAUUAUCACACAUCUUAAAGUGGGUAACCCAAGGUUGGCCUGAGCAGGUGGAGGAACAACUGCGACCGUAUUUUAGACGCAAACAAGAACUCUUAGUUCAGCAAGGAUGUAUUUUGUGGGGGUCGCGGGUAAUAAUUCCAGCUCGGGCUCGUGAAGCUAUCUUAGAGGAACUUCAUGAAGGUCAUCCUGGUAUAGUGCGCAUGAAAGCUUUGGCCCGAAAUUACCUAUGGUGGCCAGGGUUAGAUGCUGAAAUCGAUGACAGAGUUCGCAGUUGUACAGCAUGCCAGGAUUCUACGAAAUCCCCAACUAAAGCACCAUUACAUGCUUGGGAAUGGCCUAACCAGCCGUGGUUCCGACUGCACAUAGAUUUUGCAGGUCCAUAUGAAGGUAAAAUGAUAUUAAUCAUUGUUGAUGCUCAUAGUAAAUAUAUAGAAGCUCACGUUAUGCCGACAGCAACAUCCACAGCAACAAUCAACAAAUUGUACCAAACAUUUGCUACGCAUGGUCCACCGCACAUGAUAGUAUCAGACAAUGGUACUUGUUUCACCAGCGAAGAGUUUAGAUCCUUUUGUAAAACAAAUGGAAUAAAGCACAUCACAACAGCUCCUUACCAUCCUGCCAGUAACGGGUUAGCUGAAAGAGCUGUACAAACAGUCAAGGGAGGUCUCAGAAAGUCUUCAGGAUGUUUAGAGUCCAGAUUGUAUCGGUUUUUGGCAAGAUACAGAAUCACGCCACAGACUACCACAGGACAGAUCCCUGCAGCAUUACUUAUGCAAAGACAUCCAAGAUCAAGACUUGAUCUUGUGCAACCAUCACUUCAGACACGAGUAUUGCAUAACCAGGGAAAGAUGAAAGAGAAUUACGAUACAAAAACAAGGGAUUACACCUACUUCCUUGGGGAUUCGGUAUUUGCUAUGAAUUAUGCAGGAAAACCAAAAUGGAUACCUGGAGUAAUUGAAGAGAAGUGGGGAUCACUAACAUUCCUAGUUAGACUUCAGGAUGGAAGAGUUUGGAAAAGACAUCAAGAUCAGCUUAGAUCUAGAUCGCCAUCAGAGGAAAUUAUGCAAAGUGACCAAACUCAGAGUAAACCGAAUAUGGUACCUGUACCAACACGGAUGCCUUCUAUCUCGCCAUCAGUGCCAGUUCCUAAACAGGAUUUGUCAUCAUUGAAAAUGGAAGAACUUGUAGAGAAUGUAUCACCUCCAACUACCAACAAAUCUACUACAUUGAAAGAUGAGACAACAGAUCCUAUAAAUGAACAAUCUUCAGAAACUUCUGCCUCGGUGCCAGAAGUGCGUAGAUCUAGUCGUCAGAGGAAAUUUCCAGAUAAAUAUGAUAUGUAUGUUUAG
Messenger RNA from Saccoglossus kowalevskii, 3522 nucleotides. RefSeq lists its product as uncharacterized. The record is from RefSeq and is a predicted model, not a curated record. NCBI's taxonomy places the organism in Eukaryota, Metazoa, Hemichordata, Enteropneusta, Harrimaniidae.